GAGACAGAAGAAGACGGCCUCGCAUGCCGUGACGGAGCUGGAGAACACUGAGGAUUGCAGCCCGGCAGGGAAGCCUCUCUUCUGCCCUUCCCAUCCCACAGAGGAGCUAAGGCUGUUCUGCGAGCAGUGUGACCAGCCUGUGUGCCACGACUGCGUUGCAGGCAGGCACCGGCAGCACCCCUAUGACUUUACCGGCAAUGUCAUCCACAGGCAUGGGGAUGCCCUGCGGGAGCUGCUGAAAAGCACCCAGCAGCACACGGGAGCCCUCGAGGAUGUGCUGAGCCAGAUUGAUGACAUGGGCAGUGCUGUCCGCAGUCGCGCAGAGGCUGUGGCCACAGAGAUCUGUCUGUUUGCCAGUGGGUAUGUGAAAGCAAUUGAAGAACACCGGGACCGGUUGCUGAAGCAGCUGGAGAACUUGAAGGUGCAGAAGGAAAACCUACUGCACUUGCAGAAGGCUCAGCUGCAGCAGCUGCUGCUGGACAUGAGGACAGGCGUGGAGUUCACAGAGCGCUUGCUGACAAGCGGCUCGGACCUGGAGAUCCUCAUCACCAAAGGCGUGGUGGCGAGCCGGCUGGCAAAGCUGAACAGCAUUGCUUACAACACCCACCCCAGCGUGGACGAUGGGAUCCAGUUCUCUCCCCGUGAGAAGGCAGGGCAGUGUUGCGGCUAUGAAGUUUUUGGGGCCAUUCUCAAUAAAGUGGUUGAUCCAGCCAGAUGUACCCUGCAUGGGGAAGAUCUCCACAGUGUGCGUCAGAACCAGCUGACUGGCUUUACCCUGCUCUGCAAUGACACCACGGGGGAGCGGAUGGGACGAGGAGGAGAGGCCGUGUGGGUCACCAUCACCCACAAGGACAAGAGAGACUGCGCAAUCAAGCCAACAGUGUGUGAUAACGCUGAUGGGACCUACCAUAUUUCCUACAGCCCUGAGGAGCCAGGCUUGUAUACUGUCUGCGUCUAUGUGAAAGGGCAGCAUGUACAGGGCUCUCCGUUCACUCUGAUGGUGAAAAACAAGUUCCUUGAGCACCAAGGAGUGUUUCACUGCUGCACCUUCUGCUCAAGCGGAGGGCAGAAGGCUGCUCGCUGUGCCUGUGGGGGGACCAUGCCAGGUGGGUACCAAGGCUGUGGCCACGGACACAAAGGUCACCCUGGCUGCCCACACUGGUCGUGCUGUGGACAAGUGAAGAAGAGCUCGGAGUGUUUGGGAGGGCCUCCCAGCAACACCCCACAGAGGAGUUUCCUCAGGACAGUGGUGCUGUGAGCAGCCAGGUGAGCCCCUGUAAGCCCAGGGCACUGCUACUGGCUGCUGCAUGAGCACAGACCACGAGGAUCCCCA
Molecule: messenger RNA, 1333 nt
Organism: Balearica regulorum gibbericeps (East African grey crowned-crane)
Lineage: Eukaryota; Metazoa; Chordata; Aves; Gruiformes; Gruidae
Source: RefSeq, a predicted model, not a curated record